CGCAGGAGAGGCGGCGUCCGGGGCAAGUCUCCCUAAUGUAAGAUGGUGGCCGGGCUGGCAGCGGAGCGCCCCGAGCUCGGAGAUUACCCGUCUCUAGCGUAAAGGUCGUCGGAGCAGCCGCUCAAGCGUCUGGACGGCCGCCGCCGCAGGUCCCGCCCCAGGAGCGUCGCUGCGGUUUUCUCUCCUCCGCUUCUCUCCUUUCUCGCCGCUUCUUCUCUUUCCCUCCCCACCCUUCUCCUUCUCCCUUCGCCUCCUUCCCCGCACGCUCACCCACCCACCCGCCCGCCCCCGCCGGCCCGGCAGCCACCGCCGCGCCGGGCAGCGUGAGGGAGAGCCGCGCACACGCACCACGGGCUGGGCAGGGAGGAGGAAGGCGGACCUUCAAGUGCUGACCUACUUGGUCUAUUAAGUUAUUAUAAACUUUUGCUGCUCUGCGAACAUAUAAAGAUGUCUCGCAGCCCUGAUGCUAAGGAAGACCCUGUGGAAUGCCCCCUCUGCAUGGAACCUCUGGAAAUUGAUGACAUCAACUUCUUCCCUUGCACCUGUGGCUACCAAAUCUGCCGUUUCUGUUGGCAUCGUAUCCGCACUGAUGAAAAUGGACUUUGUCCUGCUUGCAGAAAGCCAUAUCCAGAAGAUCCAGCAGUGUACAAGCCACUCUCCCAGGAAGAGCUGCAAAGGAUAAAAAAUGAAAAGAAACAGAAACAAAAUGAGAGGAAACAGAAGAUAUCAGAGAACCGCAAACAUUUGGCCAGUGUACGGGUUGUGCAGAAGAACCUUGUCUUCGUGGUAGGGUUAUCUCAGCGCCUAGCAGAUCCAGAGGUUUUGAAACGACCAGAAUAUUUUGGGAAGUUUGGUAAAAUACAUAAAGUUGUCAUUAAUAACAGCACAUCAUAUGCAGGCUCACAGGGUCCAAGUGCCAGUGCAUAUGUAACCUACAUUCGGUCAGAAGAUGCUCUCAGAGCCAUACAGUGUGUCAAUAACGUGGUGGUAGACGGCAGAACACUUAAGGCAUCAUUAGGUACAACAAAAUAUUGCAGUUAUUUUCUAAAAAAUAUGCAGUGUCCAAAACCAGACUGCAUGUAUCUACACGAGCUGGGGGAUGAAGCAGCCAGUUUUACAAAAGAAGAAAUGCAGGCGGGUAAGCACCAGGAAUAUGAACAGAAACUACUGCAAGAGUUAUACAAACUAAACCCCAACUUUCUCCAGUUAUCUACGGGUACAGUUGACAAGAACAAGAACAAAGUAACAGCACUGCAGAGCCCUAUCGACAAACCUUCAGAUUCCCUCAGUAUAGGAAAUGGUGACAGCUCCCAACAGAUAACAAACAGUGACACACCUUCACCACCGCCUGGUUUAACAAAACCCAAUCCAGUCAUACCCAUCAGUUCAUCUAAUCACAGUGCACGGUCUCCUUUUGAAGGGGCUGUAACAGAAUCACAGUCACUCUUCUCUGACAACUUUCGGCACCCUAACCCCAUCCCUAGCGGGCUUCCUCCAUUCCCCAGCUCUCCACAGACUUCAAAUGACUGGCCCACAGCACCAGAACCACAGAGCCUCUUCACAUCAGAGACUAUACCAGUGUCCUCCUCCACAGACUGGCAAGCGGCUUUUGGGUUUGGCUCCUCCAAACAGCAAGAGGACGACUUAGGGUUUGACCCCUUUGACAUCACCCGCAAAGCCUUAGCAGACCUGAUCGAGAAGGAACUGUCAGUCCAAGACCAACCUUCCCUCUCGCCCACAUCUCUUCAGAACCCUUCCCCACACACUACAACUGCCAAAGGGCCAGGCUCUGGAUUCCUGCAUCCUGCUGCACCCACAAAUGCCAACUCUCUCAGUAGCACCUUUCCAGUCAUGCCACAGAGGUUCCCACAGUUUCAACAGCAUCGAGCAGUUUACAACUCCUUCAGUUUUCCAGGCCAAGCAGCUCGCUAUCCUUGGAUGGCCUUUCCACGCAAUAGCAUCAUGCACUUGAACCACACAGCAAAUCCCACCUCAAAUAGUAAUUUCUUGGACUUGAAUCUCCCACCACAACACAGCACAGGUCUGGGAGGGAUCCCUAUAUCAGACAACAGCAGUUCUGUAGAGAGUUUAAAUAUGAAGGAAUGGCAGGACGGGCUAAGGGCACUUCUACCGAACAUUAACAUCAACUUUGGUGGACUGCCCAAUGCUUCUUCCCCCUCCAACGCCAACCACAGUGUACCAACGUCCAACACUGCCACCACCGACAGCCUGAGUUGGGACAGCCCUGGCAGCUGGAUGGACCCUGCAAUCAUCACAGGUAUCCCAGCCUCCACAGGAAACAGUUUAGACACCCUUCAAGAUGACAAUCCUCCACAUUGGCUAAAAUCUCUCCAGGCCCUCACAGAGGUGGACGGCCCCAGUGCAGCACCAUCACAGACCCACCACAGUAACCCCUUCGGCACACAGAUCCCUCUGCACAGAGCCAGUUGGAAUCCCUACUCUCCUCCUUCGAACCCCACCAGCUUCCAUUCUCCACCUCCAGGCUUUCAGACAGCCUUCAGACCUCCCAGCAAAACCCCCACAGAUCUACUACAGAGCUCAGCGCUGGAUCGUCAUUAGGAAAGGAGGAAAAAGGAAAACAAAAAAGGAAAAGGAAAAGAAAACCCAAAACGUUAGAAAUGCAGGAAGUGUCCCACCCUGACUCCUCCCCGUACCCACCUACUGUUCCUUGUCAUAUCUUUCUGAAGAAUCCAGUUCCUGAUCAAACCUCUUCCCCCCACCCCAGAUGCAAUGCCAUCACAGGGUCACAACCACAUCUUUUUGUUGAGUUUCUGCUGAGCCUGAGGUGUUUGGAUUACACUGUUGGAUAUAGUUUCUAACCAGUCUAAGAGGGGGGAGAAAAAACAAAAGGAGAGGAAAAAAAAAUGAGAGAGAGAGAGAGGAAAUCAAAAUGCAGUUUCAAUGCUUAAGGAGAAUAUUUCUGUCUUGUGUGUUUUGCACAUGAGUAUUUGAGCCUAGUGGAAAAGUGUCAGUCUGCAGCAGGGGGAGAAAAAGGCAAUGCCAGAACAAAAUGCAGAACCAGGAGGCAAGGAUUUCAUUUCAGUGAGGUUUCUGAACAUGUGGGGCAGGCAGUGACCUAAGCAUUUAUUUUGCAUUCAGUGUGGCACUACACAGGAAAUUGCUGUGUUAGGUUGUUUUGGGGAGGGUUUUUUGUUGUUGUUGUUAUUUUGUUUUGAGAAGGGGAUUUUUUUUUUACUCUCAGGCAGUUUGCCAUGAAGUGUGUUGAAAGACAAACCACUUAGAGCUCUGAGUAACUGACACAUUGCUAAAGAAUGGUUUAAAGAAGGAAGAGUAAGAGAUAGAUUUUGUUUUCCUUUCAUUUUGGCUUUAGGAAACUUUACUGUUUUAAAAGUAUUCACAGAUUUAAUACCUAGCAUAUACAUAAUAUAAGCAGCUGAAACACGAGUGAUACUUCAGUUCUUUCUGUCUCCUCUGUCAGGCUCUCUCUCUCUCUUUUAGGUUUUUUUUCCUUCUUUAUUUUUUUCUCCCCCUCCCCUCUUUUGGAAACAAAACCAAUUCACCUGAUUUUGGGAGCACUCUGGGAUAGCACUGCAUUGGGGCCACAUGAUCACCAUCAGGAGCAACCUCUGACCUCCUCUGCCUGCAGCUUUUACUUAACCCUGUAGUUUCUGGACGUUUGUGCAGUAUUGAAAAGACAGGAUUUAAAAAAAAAAAAAGAAAUAAAUAAAAGGAAAAAAAAAAAGGCAAAACCAGAUAAAUAAACAUGGAUAUAACCUGACUCUAAAACUAAAACCAAGGAAAUGUACCUCUUUCUUCAGAAUUAAAACUAAAAAUCUUAAAUAAAACAGGAAACUUGAUGAUGACUUCA
This is a messenger RNA of Pogoniulus pusillus (Red-fronted tinkerbird), 3850 nucleotides long. It is a transcript of the gene CNOT4, whose product is annotated as CCR4-NOT transcription complex subunit 4. The transcript is spliced from 12 exons. Gene Ontology annotation, biological process: protein ubiquitination. NCBI's taxonomy places the organism in Eukaryota, Metazoa, Chordata, Aves, Piciformes, Lybiidae. The record is from RefSeq and is a predicted model, not a curated record. Bases 448 to 2580 code for a protein of 710 amino acids. Gene Ontology annotation, molecular function: RNA binding; ubiquitin-protein transferase activity; metal ion binding. Gene Ontology annotation, cellular component: CCR4-NOT complex.